This is a messenger RNA of Aspergillus japonicus CBS 114.51, 1101 nucleotides long. Its product is annotated as glycoside hydrolase family 16 protein. Lineage: Eukaryota; Fungi; Ascomycota; Eurotiomycetes; Eurotiales; Aspergillaceae. The record is from RefSeq and is a predicted model, not a curated record. The coding region runs from base 1 to 1101 and encodes 366 amino acids. Gene Ontology annotation, biological process: fungal-type cell wall organization; carbohydrate metabolic process. Gene Ontology annotation, cellular component: fungal-type cell wall. The transcript is spliced from 4 exons. Gene Ontology annotation, molecular function: hydrolase activity, hydrolyzing O-glycosyl compounds; glycosyltransferase activity.
AUGCAGCUCCCUCGAUUUGGGGCCGUCCUGGGCCUCUUCUCCUACUUGAGCCUGGCCACGGCUCAGACUUACACUAGCUGUAAUCCUACGGAGAGCACAUGUCCUGCGGACACCGCACUGGGAAAGUCCGCAUCUUUCGAUUUUACCCAAGGAAGCUCUUCCGACUUUGAGCCAACGGGUACCCCAACAUAUAGUGAUGAUGGGGUUGCGUUCACAGUGGCUAAAGAGGGGGAUGCCCCACUUAUCCAAUCCAAGUGGUACAUCAUGUUCGGACGUGUUGAAUAUGUGAUCAAAGCGGCUCCCGGAACCGGUAUUGUCAGCAGUGCCAUAUUACAGUCCGACGACCUGGAUGAGAUUGAUUGGGAGUGGCUCGGUGGGAACGACAAUCUGGUGCAAAGCAACUACUUUGGCAAAGGAGCAACCACCCCAAACAAUCGCGGAGCGACCCAUGACGUCGCUAACAACCACGACGAAUUCCACACAUAUACCAUCGAUUGGACCGACGAGCAGAUUGUCUGGCAGAUUGACGGCAAGACAGUGCGGGUGCUCACUCCGGAGACAGCUAACGCCAAUCAAUAUCCCCAGUCGCCAAUGGUAGUGAAAGUGGGAAUCUGGGCCGGAGGCGACCCGAACAACGCACAGGGCACUAUCGACUGGGCUGGUGGAGAGACUGACUACAGCGCUGGGCCGUACACAAUGUACAUGAAGUCCCUCAAGGUUACCGACUACUCGACAGGGUCCUCUUACACAUAUAGUGACAAAAGUGGACUGUGGACGUCAAUUACCUCCGAUGGAGGCAAGAUCAACGGCAACAUCAAUGCAGACACAAUUUCCUCCAUUCAAUCUGCACCUACCAUAACCGCGACGGUCAGCAUUCCGAUUCCUUGGCCUGGGACCCAUCGAGAAACUUCGAGUUACGUGACCCCCGACGUCUGGCCUUGGGUUACUGGCACAGGGGCAGCCGCUGCCUACACUGGUAGUUGGUCAUAUUCCAGCUCAGGACAGGUUCAGCCGCCAAGUGCGGCGUCCGUGACCUUCCUUCCGGUCUACAUCAGCCUGCUCGCCAUCUGCGCCGGCCUCAUCCUCCCACUUCGUCUCUAG